Messenger RNA from Saccharomyces kudriavzevii IFO 1802, 1326 nucleotides. RefSeq names its product Bni5p (gene BNI5). The transcript has a single exon. Lineage: Eukaryota; Fungi; Ascomycota; Saccharomycetes; Saccharomycetales; Saccharomycetaceae. Bases 1 to 1326 code for a protein of 441 amino acids. The record is from RefSeq and is a predicted model, not a curated record.
AUGGGUUUGGACCAGGACAAGAUAAAAAAGAGGCUAUCUCAAAUAGAGAUAGAUAUCAAUCAAAUGAAUCAAAUGAUUGACGAAAAUCUACAAUUAGUUGAUUCCGUAGAGGACGAAUCUGCCCACGAUGAUAUUAGGUUGACAGGUGUAACUGACACUCCAGAGAUGGCAGAUACCACGAUUUUUCUAACUAGUAAUAGUACUGUCCCAGUGGACGCCGCUCAACCUGAAGUCGAGCACGAGACUUCACCAGCCCAUAUUCCCAAUGAAAAUGGAACAAAUAAGAGUAUGGAAGCCCAGCAUCCACAUCCUCAAACUGUAACAGUCGAAGAGCAGAUGAACCACACGACCGUUGCUAUUGGUGAUUCCUACAAUGCAUUUAUUGCAAAUUCCACGGGAAAUGAACAGUUAAAGAAUACUCACACUGAAAUCAAGCUGGCUGAUACUACGAAUGUAAAUCAGAACGGAGUUGAUAUUGAAACUGUCAAAAAUAACGAUGAUGAAUGGGAAGACGAAAAAUUCGACGUGGGGGACGAGCGCACAGAUAAGGAAACGGAAGAGAAGAAUGGGACACCAUCUUUUGAACCCCCCAAUCGUCAAAAUAUCACCUUCGCAGGACACCGUAAGGCAGAUACUGAGCUAAUAUUAGACGAGUUUUCUUCCUGUAAUAAAGAUCAGGGAAUACACCCGCAAACAAUAUCCGUAGGGAGUAAUAACGAGGACGACUAUGAGAGCAAGCAUUUAGCUGACCAAACUACCGAUACUUCGGAGGUUUUAUCCAGUCCUUCCGGAAGGAGCACGCCUCUGGAUUCCCAAACUAAAAUUUUCAUCCCCAAGAAGAAUUCCAAAGAGGAUGAUACAGAUGCGAGUGGCUUUAAUACGAAUAGUUACGAACAAAAAAAAGUACCAAAUUCCGGGAAACGACGUACAACAAACCCAUUCAGAGUUAUCUCAGUGAGUAACAAUUCGAAUUCGAGAGGCGGGAGCCGCAAGUCUUCUCUAAACAAGUAUGAUUCGCCCGUGUCUUCCCCCAUCACAUCUGCGUCUGAGUUAGGCAAUGCUGCUAAGCUGGAAAAAAGACACGAUUAUUUAGCUAUGAAAUGUAUUAAGUUGCAAAAGGAAAUUGACUAUCUGAACAAGAUGAAUGCACAGGGUUCGCUCUCUAUGGAAGACGGCAAGAGGUUACACAGAGCUGUGGUAAAGCUUCAAGAAUAUCUUGAUAAGAAAACGAAGGAGAAAUAUGAAGUUGGCGUGCUAUUAAGCAGACAACUGAGAAAGCAGAUUGAUCGUGGAGAAAAUGGCCAAUUCUGGAUUGGUACGAAAUGA